GACGGUCCCUGUUUGCUCUCUGACGUUGUCCCGAACACAAACGCCCUUUCGGUAAAAGAUUGGCCCUGGCUGGCCGGGCAGGAUGCCUUAAAGGAUGCUCCCAACCUCAGGGAGCGUGCGAUAGAUCAGCUUCUCCUGCAGCUAUACUAUACUAUACUCUCUCUCUUGCCAACUGUCCCUCCUCCAUAUAAGAACCGCUUACCAGCGCCCCUCUCCGUCCCCCCCGUACCAUCCUUUAUCCUUUACCCUGGGCACCUCCGCAUCUUCCUGCUUUCCCCGUUGACCCGAGGUUCGAAUUUACUUUAAACCUCUCGUCUGCGCUUGCUCCGACACCUUCACCUUCUUCCUCCCCUCCUCCUUCAGUGUCUAUAACCACCUUCCAAUUACACACCCACAACAUGUCUUCAAACAGCGCCAGCGGUGCUCCCCCUGUCGGGCAGGAGAAGAUUAACACCGACAUCGUCACUCUCACGCGAUUCCUGACCGAAGAGCAGGCGAAGGUGCCCGAGGCCACCGGUGACUUCACACUGCUCUGCCACGCUCUGCAAUUCGCAUUCAAGUCCAUUGCCUACUAUAUUCGUCGCGCGUCGUUAAUCAACCUGACUGGUCUGGCCGGGUCCUCGAACACGACCGGCGAUGACCAGAAGAAGCUUGACGUCAUCGGAAACGAUAUCUUCAUCUCCGCCAUGAAGGGCUCCGGGAAGUGCCGUAUCCUCGUAUCCGAGGAGGAAGAGGAGGUUAUUGUCUUCGACGAGCACCCUAACGCCCGCUACGCCGUGGUCUGCGACCCAAUUGACGGUUCUUCCAACCUGGACGCCGGCGUCUCGGUUGGUACCAUCUUCGGUAUCUUCAAGCUGCCCGACGAGGUCCUCGGACCCAACAACAAGGUCACCGCCAACGACCUCCUCCGUGCUGGCACCGAGAUGGUCGCCUCCGGCUUCACCAUGUACGGCGCGUCCGCCCAGCUGGUCAUCACCAUGCGCAAUGGCGGCGUCAACGGCUUCACCAUGGAGAACUCCCUCGGUGAAUUCAUCCUGACCCACCCCGACAUGAAGCUCCCUGACUCCCGCGCCAUCUACUCCGUCAACGAGGGUAACAGCAUGUACUGGGAGGAGUGGGUGAACGCCUACUUCCACUCGCUGAAGUUCCCCGGCGAGGGCCAGAAGCCGUACAGCGCGCGUUACAUCGGUAGCAUGGUCGCCGAUGCCUACCGAACCCUCCUGUACGGCGGUGUCUUCGCCUACCCGGCCGACACCAAGAGCCGCAAGGGCAAGCUGCGUAUCCUGUACGAGUGCGCCCCCAUGGCCAUGCUUUUCGAGAACGCCGGCGGCUUGGCCGUCAACUCGCACAUGGACCGCCUCCUGUCCGUCGUGCCCGAGCACAUCCACGACCGCAGCGGUGUCUUCCUCGGCUCGAAGAACGAAAUCCAGAAGAUCAUCGACAUCUACAACAAGCACAAGAAAUAAACCACUCCGCCAUGAAUGAUCCGCGCAUGAUAGGACAGUACAGUACCCCACCCGGUUGGAAUUUUCUUAUUACGACUCAAGCAAAUGGAUGAAUCCUUAUCGCGAAAUCGGUCCGUGUGCACAGCACAACACAGCACCGCACCGCACCCCCAGCUAAGCUAAGCUACCUGACCAGACAACUGUCUCAGGGUUAGCAUGAUCUACGAUUAUAUUUAAAUAACCAAAAAUUCA
This is a messenger RNA of Aspergillus heteromorphus CBS 117.55, 1697 nucleotides long. RefSeq names its product fructose 1,6-bisphosphate 1-phosphatase (gene fbp1). The record is from RefSeq and is a predicted model, not a curated record. Gene Ontology annotation, molecular function: fructose 1,6-bisphosphate 1-phosphatase activity. Bases 399 to 1466 code for a protein of 355 amino acids. Gene Ontology annotation, cellular component: cytoplasm; cytosol. Gene Ontology annotation, biological process: fructose metabolic process; fructose 1,6-bisphosphate metabolic process; fructose 6-phosphate metabolic process. Lineage: Eukaryota; Fungi; Ascomycota; Eurotiomycetes; Eurotiales; Aspergillaceae. The transcript has 2 exons.